AUGGCCAACAGCGAGAGUACGGAAGAAGACUUGACCAAAUCUUUCAACCAUCGAGAAAGUCCCGAAGCUGCCACAUCACCUAUUGAGAUCGCUCGCAUACGGUCGAAGAUUGAGGAGAUUGGAUCAGCCUACAAUACGCUUGAGCAAAACAUCUACAGGGUCUCACAGGCUCGACCACAUGAUACAAGACGCCACGUUGAAGCACUCGAGAUGCGCUUCCGUUCACAUGUUGCGGCCGCGGAGAAACGCCAGAGCGAGCUCGAGGCGAUGAACGGCGAUCUCGAGCAACGUCUCGCCGAAUCUGAACUGUGCAAUAGCCGACUGAAGCAGCGCAUGAACGAUCUGGAAAUCAUUGUCAAGAGGUCACUACCGUCCUCAGACGAUGUGCAAACCACUGCUGCAGAGCAUAAACGACUUCGGGAGUAUAGCCCUGGGUAUCACCCUGCAAGACCCAAAUCAGAGCCAUUUGUGCGUAAGAAGUCUUCCGACGGAGAGAACCAGGGUUCGCCAUUGCAUGAUCAUUCCCAAUUCGAUCAGUCGUCGAUAUUGGACCAGAAUUCUGCCGCGCUGGACCUCACGAUGUCUGACGUUGCCAAUCACAAUAGCAAGUUUUCACCUUUGCGUCGCACAAGCCGACCGCACAAGAUUGUCAAACGUGAAAACUUUGAGUCGUGGAAGGGCAAAGGGUUGGCCGGGGCUCCGCGCAAGCACUGA
This is a messenger RNA of Dissoconium aciculare CBS 342.82, 714 nucleotides long. RefSeq lists its product as uncharacterized. The record is from RefSeq and is a predicted model, not a curated record. The coding region runs from base 1 to 714 and encodes 237 amino acids. Lineage: Eukaryota; Fungi; Ascomycota; Dothideomycetes; Mycosphaerellales; Dissoconiaceae. The transcript has 2 exons.